Lactuca virosa is the source of this 1074-nucleotide messenger RNA. Lineage: Eukaryota; Viridiplantae; Streptophyta; Magnoliopsida; Asterales; Asteraceae. The record is from the annotation of a GenBank genome assembly.
AUGAAAAGUAAAGUGAAGGUUACGAAGUUUGAUGCCAAUGAGGGAUCGGAUUUUGAAGAUGCUCAACUUGUGGUUAUUAGGAAAAAGAGGAUGCAUCAUAUUUCAUUCAAAGAUGAAGAUGAAAAACGUGUGAAGAAAGUAAGUAAAAAAGAAGUUGUACAAAAGAGGCGAAAGAAUAAUGAAGGAAAUGUAGGGAAAGCAAGAAAAUUACCUAAAGUUGUAGAUUCUAAUGCAGAAGAACCAAGGAGAAUACAAGUACGAACAUCACCAAAUGUGUUGUACAGUUGUAUGCAUAAACUUAGCGAGGAACAGAAAUCAUAUAUUUCUUCUAUUGGUCUGGGGCAUUUGCUAAAUAUGAAAGUGGAAGGGUGUACAUCGAUUAUUGGGCACUAUAUGGUAAGGAAUUUUGAUGUAAACAGAAUGGUACUUAGGCUUCCUCGUGGUGAUAUACCAAUAAAUCGGGAGGUAAUUCACGAAUUGUUGGGUCUUCCUUUAGGGAAUGUUGCUAUAAAGUCGAUGGCAUAUACACAGGUUACAGACGACACGAUCACUGUUUGGAAGAAACAAUUCGAUGAUGAAGAUAAUAUUAAACCAAGGGCAGUUCAACAGAUUAUUAUACAAACAACACAUGCAAACUUACUUUAUAAAAAUGUUGAUAAACGGUGUGAGCGAGAAAGAGUUGAGUUUAGGACCAUAGGUUUGGGUAUGGGUGAAAUGCAAGAACCAUUUCCAGUCAUCAAUGAAUCAGCUGCUACUGGUAAUAUAGUUCAUGAAACAAUUCAGGCUAAUGAAGCAGGAAAACGUAUAAAUUUAAGUGAUGGAAGCUUUAAGGGAAAUGAACCAAAAGAAGAUUUCAAUGGAUGUGGUAACACGAUUGAGGAAUCAGUUCAAUCUCAAUGGUGGUAUGAUAACAAGGCAGAAAUUGAACGUUCACUAAUUCUUGCAACAUCUCGUAAACAAUUUAACAACUCACCGAUACCAAACUAUAGUAUUCAAAUGUCAAAGGAUUAUGCAGACAUCGUGAAUGGAUCUGCAAGAAAAUCUUUUGAUAGUACACCACCAUCUAAAAUGUAA